Messenger RNA from Annulohypoxylon maeteangense, 808 nucleotides. RefSeq lists its product as uncharacterized. The record is from RefSeq and is a predicted model, not a curated record. Bases 262 to 597 code for a protein of 111 amino acids. The transcript has 4 exons. Lineage: Eukaryota; Fungi; Ascomycota; Sordariomycetes; Xylariales; Hypoxylaceae.
UUGUGGUGCUUCAAGCUUUCAUAUCAACCGAUGCGAUCAAUCGACGCGAGAGGCUGUCCGGAAACACUGCUCCUAUGAUGUUGCAAUGAUGACGCUAGACGAUCGUGCACUACGAGAUAUAUAGAUAUCAGCUGCGCUCUAGGGGGUCAUGUCAACUUUUAACCUCAUAGCUAUCGGAAUUCCACGAUAUCCCUAGCGCAUAUCUCACAUCAGAUUGGUCACACUCCUACUUUUAGCUAACCAGAAUACCAAACCACCAACAUGUCCAACAACCACGGAUUUGCCCGUAUCUAUGAGCAGGGCGACCAGGUGAACUAUGGGCGGUCUAAUGUGGCCAACGAGGAGAGGCAUCAUACGAGAAACGCCGAAGGCUAUAGACCAAAGGAUCAGAACAAAGCAAUGAACCAAAUGCUGGAAGAGAACAUCCAGGACGAUGUCGCCGAGAGAUACAAGCACGACCCCACCUAUCGUGCGACCAUGCACGGGAAUGAACCUUCUAAGGGUGCAAAGAUCGACGCCGAGAUCCAGCGCGAGGAAGAGGAGCUAUUGAGAAGAAAACAGGAGAAGACCGAUAGCUUGCCGGGAAAGAAGCAAUAAACCGAGCGAUUGAAAGUUCUUGGAAGGGUGGUGUACACUGAGUAGCAUCGUCGAACAAGAGGACCAUGCUGUGUCCUUAAAAUCCGACCACACAUUAAAUGUCCCGCGGAAUAAUAGAUAACUGUGUGUAUUGGAGAACAAGCUAGUCCGAGGGGUUUCCGUGACGGACAUUGACCAGGUUCCUGUAUGUCGACAUAUGCGUGAAUCCAGC